Molecule: messenger RNA, 2071 nt
Organism: Cucumis sativus (cucumber)
Lineage: Eukaryota; Viridiplantae; Streptophyta; Magnoliopsida; Cucurbitales; Cucurbitaceae
Product: endoplasmic reticulum-Golgi intermediate compartment protein 3
Exons: 14
Coding region: 137-1294 (385 amino acids)
Cellular component (GO): COPII-coated ER to Golgi transport vesicle; endoplasmic reticulum
Source: RefSeq, a predicted model, not a curated record
CUAAGUUGAGUUUAGUUGUGGGUAUUUUGUACGUAACAACACCGUUUCUCCUUUGCAAUCCAUUUUCUUCCUCUCUAUGGAGCGUCGCUUAAAGAUUUGAAACUCAAACUUUCUAGAUCUCACUCUUUCGUAAACUAUGGAAAGCUUGAUGAACAAGAUUCGAAAAUUGGACGCCUAUCCCAAAAUCAGCGAAGAUUUUUACAACCGUACACUCUCCGGUGGAUUCAUCACUAUCGCUUCCUCCAUUAUAAUGUUUCUCCUCUUCUUCUCCGAGCUUCGUUUGUAUGUCCAUACUGCAACAGAAACAAAGCUUAUAGUUGAUACUUCAAGAGGAGAACACUUACGCAUCAAUUUUGAUGUAACAUUUCCUGCACUUCCAUGUUCUGUUCUCAGUCUUCAUGCUAUGGACAUUAGUGGAGAGCAACACCUUGAUGUGAAACAUGAUAUUGUCAAGAAAAGAAUAGAUUACCAGGGCAAUGUAAUAGAUUCAAGACCAGAUGGUAUUGGGUCCACUGAGAUUGAAAGGCCUUUACAGAAGCAUGGUGGCAGACUCAAGCAAAAUGAGACGUAUUGUGGUUCCUGCUAUGGGGCUUCAGGUGAGGAUUGUUGUAACUCUUGUCAAGAUGUGCGUGAAGCUUAUCAUAGGAAAGGUUGGGCUCUGUCUCAUCCAGAUCUUAUUGACCAGUGCAAACGAGAAGGUUUUUUUCAAAGGGUGAAAAAUGAAGAGGGUGAAGGAUGCAACAUAUAUGGGUUCUUGGAAGUUAAUAAGGUGGCUGGAAAUUUUCACUUUGCACCCGGAAGAGGUUUUCAACUAUCGUACUUCCAGAUUCAUAAUCCAUUAGCAUCAUUUCAGUGGGAUGCUUUUAAUAUAAGCCACAGAAUUAACAGAUUAACUUUUGGAGAUGAUUUUCCAGGUGUUGUAAAUCCUCUUGAUGGUGUGCAAUGGAAUCAAGGAACGCUCAGUGGCAUGUUCCAAUAUUUUAUCAAGGUUGUGCCUACGGUUUACAAGGCUGUGAAUGGAAAGGCUAUUAAGUCAAAUCAGUUCUCUGUAACUCAACACUUGAGGGGCAUAGAUGGAGAAAGCUUCCAGGCUCUUCAUGGAGUUUUUUUCUUCUAUGAUCUGUCUCCCAUAAAGGUGACAUUCACAGAGGAGCACAUCUCCUUCUUUCACUUUUUAACAAAUGUAUGCGCUAUAGUUGGAGGAGUUUUUACUAUUUCGGGGAUACUAGACUCCAUUAUAUAUCAUGGUCAAAAGGCAAUAAAAAAGAAGAUGGCACUUGGCAAAUUUACUUGAGCAUCAGUACAGUUGAAGAGAAUCAAAUCGUGAGAAAAAUAUGCGGAAUGACUCUUCUCUUCCCGUUAUUGGUAUGCUGCUGCUUUUGAUCUAAACUUUCCUGAUGAUUCCCUUCCAACAAUAGUAGUUCAUCUUCGCUCAUAUUGCAUAUUAAAUGCUUCUUUUUAUUUUUUUUCUAGCUUUCCAGAUAUUCAUUUUCUUAGUGGUGCUCAAAAUAGUGUGAGAAUUUUUCCGUAGAGGUAAAUAGGUUAGAGGGGCCAUUAAUUUUUCCCUGAUACUUUGCAUGAGCUUGGAUCAAUUGGAAGUAUUCAGGAGAAAGGGCAGGGCAUUCACCUCGAAAAGUGUGCCACCACACUAAUUUUAAAAGCAACUCUUUUAUCUAAAUUUUUAUAGAAACUACACUAAUUUUCGAAUUGGUCCCCCAAGGAAGUGAACAUAUUAAAUUUUGGGGUGUUUUUUCCCUUUUCCUUCUGGAAAGCAUACAGUUUUAGUAGAAUAAAGAAUUUUGUAGGGUCUGAAAGCCGGCUAAACCCGAGAUCGCUGAAUUUUCUUUUCAAAAUUUUCCCGUGUUAUGGAUGGAGUUCUCUCAAUGUCGAUUCUAUACUUUAGUUAUUCAAGCAUUGCUUAUUGUUUUUGCUUCCCUACUUAUAAAGUUAUGCAUUGUCAAUGUUAAUAUUGAUAUUACAAAGUGUUGAACUAACCGUUUGUUUAACCACAGAUAAUAGACAAUUGUAACAUACCAAUAAAAAAAUGAUUACAGUUACUACAAAUGAAAAA